GGUGGGGUUGGGGAGUAGCCGCCCCUGUAGCAGCCUGCUGCCCGAUCGGCCCCUCCCACGUUCCUCCCGCCCGGCGCCCUCUCCGCCUCCCCGCCCUUACUCCACCCCCUUCUCGGCCGGAUCCCCUUCCUCUCCGUGUGCGCGCUUUAAAUAAUUUCCUCCUUUUUGGCAAAAGAAAUAAUGCACCUGACUUUACCAGGGGGAAACAGCCAGCCGAGCAGAACAAGGAACAGAUGUAAAAGGAAUAGAAGAAGAGAAAAAAAGCGAUGGGACUCGCUUAAAGACAUCCAGAGGCUGGAGAGGUGGCCGCGGAGGCAGAGGCAGCUAGAGCCGACCCCGCCUGCGUGAGCUGCGGGCUGAGGACGUCUGCACCAGUUGCAGAUGCCACCCUGGGAACUCCCGGGUCUUUUGGUUUGUUUGCCAAACAAAGUCUUUUCUUCUCUGGCUUAGAUACGGAAGAGGCUCCUGGGUUGUUCUGAGAUCCCAGCACAAGCUGGAAGCUACCCGGAGCUUUCCUAAAGAGCUGCAGGAGAAAUGAGCCCUGCUGGGCGGAGGAUGGGUGAAGGGCGUCAGCCUGCGGGGUCACCCCGAGGGCGGCCCCGCGGCGCCGGAGCGCAGAGCUCCCUGCUCCGGCUUUUCGUCCACGCCUGGCUGUGGACAGCCUCGGGCUCGUCUGCCCAGGUGUUCAACCUCAGCCUCUCGGUGGACGAAGGGCUGCCCCCGGACACACUGGUGGGUGACAUUCGCGCGGGGUUGCCAGCAGCGCAGCAGCAGGAAGGGAAUGGCUUUUUUCUGUCGGAGGACUCGGAUGACUCCCCGCUGCUGGACGACUUCCACGUGCACCCGGACACUGGUAUCAUACGCACCGCACGGCGUCUGGACCGCGAGCGGCGGGACCACUACAGCUUCGUGGCCGCCACGCUGUUGGGAGAGGUGGUGCAGGUGGAGAUCCGCGUCAACGACGUGAAUGACCAUUCGCCUCGCUUUCCCCGGGACUCCCUGCAGCUGGACGUGUCGGAGCUCAGCCCGCCAGGGACAGCUUUUCGCCUGCCAGGCGCCCAGGACCCGGACGCGGGGCUGUUCGGCAUCCAGGGCUACACCUUGCUGCAAGCUUCCGACUUGCCCCAGGACCCCGCAGGACCCUUCUUCCAAUUGCGCUACGGGACGCCCGGGCUACCGGCAUCGCCUUCCCUGCCCGUGCCCUCAUCACCCCUGGAACCUUUAGACUUGGUGCUGCUGCGGCGCUUGGACCGAGAGGCGGCGGCGGCGCACGAGCUGCACAUUGAAGCGUGGGACGGUGGCAGCCCUCGGCGCACAGGCCUCCUGCACGUGCAGCUGCGUGUGUUGGAUGAGAACGACAACCCGCCAGUUUUCGAGCAGGGCGAGUACCGCGCCGCAGUACGCGAGGACGCCCAGCCGGGCACUGAGGUUUGUCGCGUGCGUGCCACCGAUCGCGACUUGGGACCCAAUGGCUUGGUGCGCUACAGUAUCCGGGAGCGGCAACUGCCCGUGGUGCCGGGCUCAGGUAGCGGACCACCGGGCGAUCCGGGCUAUUUCUCGGUGGAGGAGCUGAGCGGAGUAGUGCGGGUGCAGAGACCUUUAGACCGCGAGGGACAGGCCUGGCACCAGCUGGUGAUCCAGGCCCGUGACGAGGGCGCCGAGCCAGAGGUAGCCACCGUGCGCCUAUCCAUAGACGUACUGGACGUGAAUGACAACCCGCCUGCCAUCCACCUGCUCUUUCUCACCGAGGGUGGCACGGCCCACGUCUCUGAGGGCGCUAGGCUAGGCGACUACGUGGCUCGAGUCUCGGUGUCCGAUGCAGAUGGUGACCCAGAGAAUGAAGAGGAGGCUGCGGGGGUGCUUGGUGCACGCUUCCUUGGGGCAAGCAGCAUCAAGUUGUCCUUAGAGGGUGGGAACGGAGUCUUUGCUCUGAGGCCGGGUGGUCCACCUGGAGUAUUUUUCCUUUGCGUGGAGGGCCUCUUGGACAGAGAAAGCCAAGAUCUAUACGAGUUAAGACUAGUGGCCACUGAUGCAGGGUCCCCGCCUUUGAGCACGGAGGAGUCGCUGUUGCUCUGGGUCUCGGACCUCAAUGACCAGCCACCUGUCUUCAGCCAGGAGCAUUACUGGGCCUCGGUGUCUGAAGCCGCUGUCCCUGGCACCUCGGUGGUUUGGGUCAGCGCUUUGGAUGCUGACCAGGCUGAUACUGAUCACGCCAGGCUGCGAUAUACGCUAGUGCCACUCUCAGAUCCCUGCGAGAUGGAUGCUCCGUCACCAGAGGCAGAGUGUGUGCCAUCCUUCAGCAUCAAUCCCAACAAAGGUUUGAUCAGCACCAUCCGAGCUCUAGACCGAGAGGUCCAGGAGACGGUGGAGCUGAGAGUGGUGGCCCAGGACCUUGGAGAGCCGCCACUUUCUGCCACCUGUCUAGUGACCAUUACUGUGGAUGAUGUGAAUGACAAUGAGCCCGUUUUCCGGAGGCAGGUGUAUAAUGUCACCCUUGCUGAGCAUGCCGCAGUUGGACAUUGCUUUCUGCAGGUAAAAGCCUCGGAUGCAGAUGCAGGGCUCUACGGCUUAGUUGAGUAUUCUCUUUAUGAUGGAUUCCAAAGCUAUGAAGCACCUCCAGCAUUCCAGAUCAACCCACAGGAUGGCCGCAUCUGUGUGUCCCAAGACAUAGACAGGGAAAGGGAUCCGGGCACCUUUGAUCUGCUGGUAAAAGCUAAGGAUGGGGGUGGUCUUAGUGCCCAAGCUUUUGUCCGGGUGGAAGUGGAUGACGUGAAUGAUAACUACCCUGUCUUCAAUCCAUCAACCUAUGUGACAAGCAUCAGUGGCCAGACCCCACCAGGAACUGAGAUCAUCAAUGUUCUUGCCAGUGACAGAGAUUCUGGAAUAUAUGGAACAGUGGCUUAUGAACUCAUCCCAGGAGAUCAGUCGACCCUCUUCACCAUUGACUCCACUACAGGGAUUAUUUACUUAACAUCAACUCUCAGCCAUCUGGAAGCCACCACCCUUUUUCUGAUGGUCUGUGCUCGAGAUGGUGGCGGGCUCACAGCUGCCACUAAUGCUGAUGUCACCAUCCACGUCAUGCAGACCACGCUGGCUCCUGCGGAGUUUGAAAGGCCCAAGUACACCUUCUCAGUUUAUGAAGACGUGCCAAAAGACACGCUCGUUGGAACAGUGAAGGCAAGAGAGUCCUUGAAUUCCUCAGAACCAAUCACGUAUCGGAUCUCCUCUGGCGAUCUGGAAGGAAAGUUCUCCAUUCACAGAUGGCUGGGCAGUAUCCGCACCCUGAAGGCCCUGGACCAUGAAGCACAGCCCAUAGUUGUCCUCACGGUCCAGGCACAGCUCGGCAGCUCCCCAGCCUGCAGCAGCACAGAAGUGAACAUAACGGUGAUGGAUGUCAACGAUAACCGCCCUGAGUUUCCCACAGCCUCAGAUGAGAUUAGGAUCUCCCAGACCACUCUGCCUGGUACAGCCUUGUACGUUGCACGUGCGCAGGAUAGAGACAGCGGGCUGAAUGGACUGGUCCGGUACAGCAUCGCAAGCCCCCAACCAAGCAAAUUCAGCAUGGACCAAGGCCGUGGGGUGCUGUACCUCAGCGAGAGUCUGGGAGGCCAGGCAGACUUCAGGCUGACUCUCGUGGCUAAGGAUCAAGGUGUUCCUCCUCAGGCAUCCCAGUUGGUACUCACAGUAGUUAUUGAGAGCCAAGAACGAAUCCCAGCGGUGGCUUUUGAAAACUUGGUCUAUCAAGUAGAAGUUAGUGAGUCUCUCCCACUGACAACUCAAAUCCUUCAGGUACAGGCCUACCCACUGGAUCCGUGGCGCCCAGCCUUGAAGAUCAUAUACUCUCUGGAUGUCAGUGUGGACUCUGCGGUGUUUGGGAUCCACCCUCACACAGGGUGGAUUUAUCUACGACAACAGCUAGACUAUGAAUCUACACAGACAUACAAGUUUAGAGUGUUUGCGCAAACCCCAGGGGACAGAUCAUUGCAGAUUGCGAGCACUUCAGUGAUAGUUCAUGUCUUGGAUGAGAAUGACAACUCCCCAGCCUUCCUGCAGAACAGGGUGUUUUUGAACGUUGAGGAGAGCCCUGUCCCCCUAGGGGUAAUAGGCAAAAUGACAGCCAUUGAUGCUGACGCUGGGAAGAACGGGCAGCUCUCAUAUUUCCUUUUGACCGAUGGGAAGUUCUUCAAGAUGAAUCCUAACACAGGUGAGCUGAUCAAUUGGUUGGCAUUGGAUCGUGAGCACCAGGGGCACCAUCACAUGACUGUCCUAGUGACAGACCACGGCUCCCCUCCACGGAAUGCCAGCAUGCUGGUUUAUGUCACAGUUACUGACAUCAAUGACAACAGGCCUUAUUUCCCUCAGUGUCUCCCGGGAAAGGAAUUUCACAUCAAGGCUUUGGAAGGCCAGCCAGUCAAUAUGCUGGUUACAACUGUCUUUGCAAAGGAUCUUGAUGAAGGACUCAGUGCAGAACUUACAUACUCCAUCUCUUCAGAUUAUCCUGCUCACUUUAAGAUUGAUGCAAACAACGGUGAAAUAAGAACGACCACGAUCCUUUCACAUGACUACAGACCUUCCUAUAGGAUGACAGUCAUCGCCAGUGACCAUGGGGUUCCCCCACUUCAAGGACAGGCAAUUAUUAAUAUUCAGGUGAUACCACUCUCCAAAGGGAGGGUUUUUAUGUCUCAGAAUAUCCGACAUUUAGUUAUCCCAGAAAACAUGAAGCCUUCAAAAGUCAUGAGCCUGUUGAAGUCACCUGAUCCCCUCCAACAGGACCAUCGUGGCAAGUUACACUUCAGUGUUGUGGCAGAGGACAAGGACGACCACUUUGAAAUUGAUAGCUCGACAGGAGAUUUGUUCCUAACUAAGGAACUUGACUAUGAAAUGACAUCCCAUUAUCUUAUUAGAGUGAUUUCUAAAGAUCACAGCCAAAGCCCUGCCUGGAACAGCACAGUCUUCCUUAGCAUUGAUGUGGAAGACCAGAAUGAGCAUUCCCCAUCCUUUCAGGAUGAGUUCAUUGUGAUAAGCGUAGAGGAGAAUGUCCCUGUUGGGACUCUGGUGUAUGUCUUCAAUGCCAAAGAUGGCGAUGGCGGUUUUCUGAACAGUAGGAUACAAUACUUUGCAGAAUCCAGCCAUGUUGGAAUGAACCCAUUUCUCAUCCACCCCUCCUCUGGUGCAUUGGUCACUGCAUCUCCUCUGGAUAGAGAAAAUGUUCCAACUUUCAUCUUAACUAUAACUGCGUCAGAUCAGGCUGUGAAUGUGACAGAUCGGCGAUGGAGGUCACUGGUAGCAGAAGUGGUGAUUUUGGAUGUGAAUGACCACAGCCCCACCUUUGUAUCCUAUCCCAUCACCUACGUGAGAGAGGAUGCUGAAGUGGGUUCUGUGGUGCACCAUGUAAGUGCCCAGGAUCUAGAUGCAGAGAUGAACGGAGAGAUAGCAUACAGCAUCCUCUCAGGAAACGAGGACAUGGUCUUCCUGCUAGACAGCUCAUCAGGCUUGCUGAGGACAGCUUGUCCUUUGGAUUACGAAGUGAAAACUCAGCAUAUUCUGACCAUCGUGGCCCAUGAUGGUGGCACACCAGCACGUUCUUCAUCCCAGACUCUGACCGUCACUGUCCUUGAUGUAAAUGAUGAGACGCCAGUAUUUAAGCAACUUCUGUAUGAAAGUUCAGUUAAAGAAAACCAAAGUCCAGGGGUGUUUGUUACAAGGGUUGAAGCUGAAGACACAGAUUCAGGAGUCAAUUCCAAAUUUCAGUUUGAAAUCAUGCCAGGGCCUGCCUUUGGAUUGUUUGAGAUCAAUCCUGACACAGGAGAGGUGGUGACAACUGUCACGUUUGACCGGGAAGCUCAAGGAAUCUUCAGGCUUCGAGUACUUGUGCGAGAUGGUGGCUUCCCUUCGUUGUCCAGCACUGCAGCCAUCAUCUGCACCAUUGAAGAUGAAAAUGACCAUGCCCCGGAACUUAUUGCCCUCCAUCAUGACAUUGAAAUUCUAGAAAACCAAGAUCCAGAGGUUGUGUACACUGUAUUGGCUUUUGAUAUGGAUGCUGGCAACAAUGGAGCUGUUACCUAUCACAUAGCUGAAGGAAACACCGAUGAGUACUUUGCAAUCCAUACAACCUCAGGAGAACUCUCAACAACUCGUGCUUUGGACCGGGAGCAGAUCAGCAAUUUUACCCUCACUAUAUUGUGCUCAGAUUUGGGAAACCCACCCCGAAGCUCUGCAAUGCAGCUGCACAUUAGAGUUUUGGAUGACAACGACCACAGCCCUGCUUUUCCUAUGCUUCAUUAUCAGUCCUCAGUGAGAGAAGAUGCUGAGGUGGGCACUGUGGUUCUGGUGCUGUCUGCUGUGGACAGGGACGAGGGCCUCAAUGGGCAGGUGGAAUACUUUCUCACGGGGGAGCCUUCUGGUGCUUUCACGAUUGAUCAUGUAACAGGGACCCUGAGAACUAGCCGUGCCCUUGAUCGAGAAGCCAGAUCUCAGCACGCAUUCCAGGCUAUGGCCAGAGACUGCAGCACUCAAGCUGCAAAAAGCAGCGUGCUCACCAUACUCAUAUCAGUCACGGACACCAACGACAAGGAUCCCAUUUGGGAAGAGAACCCAGUUGAGGCUUUCAUUUCCCCCAUGCUGACCCUAAACCAGACCAUUGUUCAUCUAAGAGCCAGUGACCCAGAUGCAGGGCCCAAUGGAACUGUUACUUUUAGUUUUGCAGACCACCAGUCAGUGUUUUCCAUUGAUGAAUAUACAGGAGAAAUUAAACUUCAGCAGAAUCUAUCUUCAGAACAUUUUCCUAUCUGGAUUCAGUUAAAGGCCACAGAUCAAGGGACCCCAGCAAGGGCAACCAUGGGCCUCUUGGUUGUCCACACAGAAGGAGAAGAUGUGAAACUGUCCUUCAGCCACCAUCUCUAUACAGGACUCGUGACUGAAAACUGUGAGCCAGGUACUUCUGUUGUGACUGUAAAGGCAUUUGCUCCUGUGUCAAUUCCAGACUCCAUUAGAUACUCAGUUUUUAGUGGGAAUGAAGAUGGAGUGUUCUCCCUGGGCUCCAAUUCAGGACAACUCAUUGUAGAAGAGCCUAGAUUGCUUGAUUUUGAAGCCAGGAGUGAAGUUCAGCUCAUCAUUCUUGCUGAGAACCAUGGGCAUAAAGCCUUCACCAAAGUAAGGGUUUCCAUCCAGGAUCUGAAUGACAAUCCUCCACGCUUUGCACAAAGUAUAUACCAAGCAUCGGUGUCUGAAGGACAGUUCUACAAUGCUCACGUAAUACAGGUGUCUGCUACUGACUUGGAUGGGGGCUUGAACAGCCAGAUCGAGUAUUCCAUUGUCUCUGGCAACCAAGCCGGAGCCUUCCGGAUCGACGAGCUGAGCGGAGUGAUAAUGACAGACUCCAUCCUGGACUAUGAGUCCGUGAGCUCCCACAGCUUGAUUGUGCAAGCCACAGACAGAGGGGUGCCCCGGCUUUCUGAUACAGCUCUGGUCAAGAUACAGGUGAUUGAUAUAAAUGACAAUGCCCCGGUCUUUCUUCCCUCAGAAGCAGUAGAAAUUGCAGAAAGUUCUUUGUCUGGUGUAAUUGUGGCUCGGGUAUCCGUCCAUGAUGCGGAUCUGAAUCCAGCUUUCACCUUCAGUCUUGUCAAAGAGAGCAAUCCUGGAGCCAAGUUCGCUAUCAGGCAGGACACUGGAGUAGUGGUGCUGGCGCAAACGCUGGAUUUUGAAGAAGUCACCGAAUAUGAGCUGAUCAUCCGCGUUUCUGAUUCAGCGCACCACACAGAGGGCUCCCUCAUCAUCCGUGUGCUGGAUGUCAAUGAUAACCCACCAGUUUUUACUCAAGAUUUCUACCAGGCUACGGUUCCAGAACUCCUACCUGGAGGGUACUUGGUGCUGACCCUGUCUGCCACAGAUUUAGAAAGCAGUGGAGACAUUUCUUACAGGAUCCUUUCCCCUCCUGAGGGAUUCACCAUUGACCCCAGAAAUGGGACCAUAUUUACUACUGAUUCUGUAUCACUUCUGGAAAAGAUACCAACACUUCGGUUUCUGGUUGAAGCCAGUGAUGGUGGAAUUCCCUCCUUGACGGCUCUUACAUUAGUGGAGAUAGAAAUACAAGAUGUGAACAACUAUGCCCCUGAGUUUACAGUGGGGUGCUAUAAUCUUAGCUUGAGUGAAGAUGCCCCCAUCGGAAGCACCCUCAUGACGUUUUCAACUAUCGACCGUGACUACUCUUUUGAAAACACAUACACUGAGUAUUCUAUCAUCAGUGGCAACUUACACAACUACUUCCACAUUGAAACCAGCCUCCUUGGUUCAGAAUAUCCUCACCAGCAGAGUGGUGCUCUUGUGUUGCUUCAUGCUCUGGACAGAGAAGCUAGUGCCAGCCACAAACUUGUAAUUCUUGCGUCUGACCAUGGCUGCCCUCCACUGAGUUCCACAAGUGUCAUAGGAAUAGAAGUUCUUGAUGUCAAUGACAACGCACCCACCUUCAGCAGUUGGCGGUAUCAUGCCCAUGUCAAGGAAAGCACCCCAGUAGGGAGUCACAUCACCAUGGUGUCGGCAGAAGACCUUGACAUGGGUUCACAUGCAGAAAUCAUCUAUGGCAUAAUCUCUGGAAAUGAAAAAGAACAUUUUUACUUAGAAGACAGAACUGGAGUUCUUUAUUUGGUGAAACCUCUGGACUAUGAGGAAACAAUAGCAUUCACUUUAACCAUCCAAGCUGCAGAUGAGGAGGAGAAACAUGUCUCUUUCGCUGUUGUGCACAUCAGUGUGUUAGAUGACAAUGACCACUCACCUCAGUUUCUGUCCUCUACUGUGGCCUGUGUCACUCCUGAAAACCUGCCUCCUCUCUCCAUCAUAUGUUCUGUGCAUGCUCUGGAUUUUGAUGCAGGGCCUUAUGGGGAAGUGACUUACUCUGUUUUGUCCCCCUGCCUUGUCACACAUGGGAUGCAUCCAUAUCAGGAUCUCUUUGCCAUUGAUUCUUUGACAGGGGACAUUCAUACUGAGCAAAUGCUUGACUAUGAAAGUGUUAGUGAGUACUGCCUCCUGGUUCAGGCCAAAGACAGAGGCGGUGCCUCAGCUUCCCUGGAGGUUUGGGUACAAGUUGAAGGGAUAGAUGAGUUUGAACCCAUUUUUACUCAAGAUCAGUAUUUUUUCAGUCUCCCUGAGAAGGGUCAAGGACGACAGCUGAUUGGCAGAGUGGAGGCCUCAGACGCAGAUGGUGGCAUGGAUGGGGUGGUUCUUUACUCCCUUAGAACUCCUUCCACUGUCUUCUCAGUAAACAAAACGAACGGCAACAUUUACUGCCUUAGAGCUCCCCUCCUAAUGAGCAGUCAGCUCAACAGAGAAGACACCCUGGAAGUGAAAAUUAUUGCUCACAGCCCCAAGCCUGGCUCCAAGUCCACAUCCUGCAGUGUGUUUGUGAAUGUCUCUUUGCCAGCUGAAGGACACCAUGGAACAGUAUUGGUUCACAGUUUCUCCAUCAGCCUUGCGGUCUCCUUGUUAGUGUUCCUCUCGCUCGUCUGCACUCUGAUUGUACUGAUUUUAAGGCAUAAGCAAAAGGACCCACUACACAAGUAUGAGGAGAAGAAGACCCCAUCAUCCCCAGAUGCUGACCCCAAAUUGACAGGAGCUUCAAGUGAACUCAAGGCUGAGCAGGAGACAGAAGAGUACAGGGGUGUGACAGGGCCUGGUGGAGUCAUGCCUGCCGAAUGGUUGAACUUAAUGAGUGUCAUGGAGAAGGACAUUAUCCACCUAUUCAGGCACUCAAACUGCAGCGGCCACUGCUCUGUGGAUGGAGAAACUGCAGAAGAUAAAGAAAUCCAGAGGAUAAAUGAGAAUCCUUAUAGAAAGGACUCAGAUUCUGCCCUGAGUGACCGGGGAUCCAGGGUGCCAGACUCAGGCAUCCCUAGGGACUCUGACCAGCUUUCUUGCCUGUCAGGAGAGACGGAUGUGAUGACUAGUUCUGAGAUAAUGGAAGCCAGCCACCUGUUUGAGGAAGGAAUAGGAGGGGAAGGCUGUGACACAAUCUAUGUUCAAAAUAAUACAUUAUCCCCCAGAAGAGAAGCAACAGCAGGUGUCUUGGCUGAGAGCAGGAAAGAGUCCUUCACUUCAGGCAAUCAGGAAGGAAGAUGUGCGGCUCCUUCCACUCAGUUGACCUCUGAUGAUAUCAGAGGCAGCUAUACCUGCAAUUACUUCCUCAGCUGGGAACCCAAGUUUCAGCACCUUGCCCCGGUGUUUAAUGAUAUUGCCAGACUAAAGGAUGAACAUUUGCAAAUGCCUGGCAUUCCAAAAGGCACAUCUUUUGUUUUCCCACCCCCUUUGAUCACAGCAGUAGCGCAGCCUGGGAUUAAAGCAGUUCCCCCACGAAUGCCAGCCAUCACCCUGGACCAGGUUCUUCCAAAAUUUCCCCGGUCUCCCCUUCCCUGUCAUGGCGGGUCUCUACCAGAAACCAUGACUCCCAACUUCUCUCCCUCUCUUUCUCUACUGACAAUGCAGACUCCUGCCAGGUCACCAGUGUUGCCAGAUGGAGAAUCUAUAGGAAUGUGCAUACAUGGCACCUGCCAUGACUUGAAAGCUGAAGACGAAGUUCAAAUAUAGACUGACCAUGGUGCUGACUCCCUGCUUGCUCCCCCACCUCUCAGCUCAGACAUGAAGAGAUGAAAGCAAAUCCAGAAAGAUGGGUUUGUUCUUACCCAACAGCAGAAGAUCUCAUGUAGCCAGCUUUUUUUUUUUUUUUUAACUUGCCCAUUUCAGUUUCUCAAGACUCUUCCAGCCUUAAUGAGAAGUUAUUUGCCUCGUCUAGAUUUUUUAGGUUACUCUCAGGACUCAUGUGUGUGGACCUUAACUAGUAUGUUUUGUCAUUCCGGUUUCUUUGAUGCUUAAAGUUUAUGAUUUGAAUACUCAUCAGAAAUUAUGACUGGAAUUUUUCAUGAUGCUGUGCCAAGAUAGCCAAAAAACGCAUUCUUGAUUGAAUGGAGCAGAAAGCAUGCUCUUGAUGUAAGGCUGAGACGGACAGGAGAAUGCUUAGGCAGCUAAGCAUGUGACUAACAUGUUACUGCUGCCUUCUCUACAAGUGAUGACCCCUCUGGUGCUCUGUCCAGAUAAAAAACCUUCAAAGAUUAAUUUAUAGAAUCUACUUCAUUUUAUUUUCUUCUAGGUAUAGUGACUUUGGGUGUGAGAUAAUUUAUCUACUCAAUGUCCAUUUUUAAAAUUUGUGUAGAUAAAAUUAUGUUACUAGCUAAUUAUAAAUUUCAUAGAGUAUUUUAGCAGUAUAUUUUUAAAUGAAGUUUUUCUUUUAUAUAUAUAUAUAUAUAUAUAUAUAUAUAUACGAAAGUUUCUACUAUUAAAGUUAAGGAUGGGUGUCAGAAGUCUCUCUUCCAUUUACUGUUCUCCUGUACUCUGUCCUUGCUUUGAACAGUCUCACAAUGAGGUGGAAAGAAUUCUGCUUUACACAGUUCCUGUUACAGAAACAUAGUCAUAGUGUCUGGUGCUCACAUGAAGUGUUACAGCCCUUUCUCUGAUGAACCAAGAGGGCAUCAGAGAUACUUUACCACAUCAAGAGGAUGAUUAUAUCCUGAAGAUGAUGAUCAACCAGUCAUCCUCAUGGCAUGGGGGUAGCAUGGAGUCCACAGCCAGGUUUUAGGAUCACCUUCUAGGAAUUCCAUUGUGAAAUAUUUAAUGCAUCUGGGUAUGUUUCUCAGUAGAUCAGACAGGCUUCUGCUCUGUAACUAGCUCUUUUAAUCUCCCCCCACCAUGUAUCCCACUUGUGGAAUUACAUGAAAUGAUUUCUCUUCACUUAAAAACAUCGCAGGUGCAGUUUGAUGUCAAGUUUAGCAGGGCAGUAAUUUGAUGACUCCUUAUACUGAUAGAAUAUAUGACCAUGUCCUCUUGUUGACUCAAAUUGACAGCAUGUGUCUAAGCCCUCAUUCAUAAGUAGUGU
Messenger RNA from Mastomys coucha (southern multimammate mouse), 11917 nucleotides. RefSeq names its product dachsous cadherin-related 2 (gene Dchs2). Lineage: Eukaryota; Metazoa; Chordata; Mammalia; Rodentia; Muridae. Gene Ontology annotation, biological process: homophilic cell-cell adhesion. The record is from RefSeq and is a predicted model, not a curated record. Gene Ontology annotation, cellular component: plasma membrane. Bases 535 to 10575 code for a protein of 3346 amino acids. The transcript is spliced from 20 exons. Gene Ontology annotation, molecular function: calcium ion binding.